Effrenium voratum is the source of this 2010-nucleotide messenger RNA. NCBI's taxonomy places the organism in Eukaryota, Dinophyceae, Suessiales, Symbiodiniaceae. The record is from the annotation of a GenBank genome assembly.
AAGUGCAGCUCAAAAAAUGGCUCGAGCCACGCACGUGAAACCGCGGAUGUGAUUUCCAAGUUUUUCGGUGCCAAUGGUUUCUGAGAAGCAGAGCCGUGAGGACGUGGUCGCCGAUACUGCGUUUGCGGCGGCAUGCACGGAGUUCCAGAAGUAUUAUGCAUUGUAUGGCAAGGAGGAGUGGUGGUGGAUCAUGGAUGACUCCAUGGAUGCCAUUGGUGCUCAGCUGAAUAAGCAGGGCUACUGCAUUAUUGAUGGCUUCCUCACCGCUGACCAAGCGCAACAGCUACACAAAGAGGUCGCUGAAUGCCACGCAGAAGGUCGCUUGGAAGGCGGAGGUUUGGUCAACGGCAAGCUGCCUUCAUCCGAUGAUGCAAAGUAUGCGGACAGAGCCACUAGAGGCGACGUGAUUGGUUGGUUUGACAGCACGGAGGAUGAGUGGCCGCAUGGGAGGGGACUGGAAGGCUACCUGCUGAAGCUCGGCACACUCGUGUCAGAGCUGCAAAGGCCCGUUCCGCACCUGGCGAAGAUCACUUCCCGCUCCAAGGCGAUGGCAGCUUGCUAUCCUGGAGGCGGCGCGCGGUAUGUGAAGCAUGUGGACAAUGACGGGAAGCACCCGCUCUGCAAGACUCGGCUUUUGACCGCCUUAAUCUACCUGAACGGCUCUUGGCAUCAGGGUGAUGGAGGAGAGCUGGCAAUCUUCAGGGCAGAGGAUGAGCAUUCUUUGCGUCGCACAGUGCCUCCCCUUCAGAAUCGCUUGCUUUUGUUCUGGUCGGACUGGCGGACACCCCACGAGGUGAGACCCGCGCAAAAGCCGCGGUACUCGGUCACAGUGUGGCUCCUGGACAACACGCAGAAGGUCGAGGAGACAGCUCAGCCAGCGAUUCCGGCAAAUUUGCCACCCCCAAGCACAGCAGGUGAGUGUGACUACGAGUGGCAGCAGGCAGCUACAGGGUGGGAUUUGAAGGUGCGCUUGCCGGAAGACAUGGCGGCAGAGUGUCCCGUGCUAGACAUAUCUGACGUACAGGUCAGGGUUGCUUCAAGCAGUGGCGAGCCGCUUUUGUGCCUCCCCCUGCCAUGCUGUGGAGAUGCCGUGCCAAAGUGGUCCCGGAAAAGGCGCCAGCUCACGGUCCACUUCUCCGACCUGAGAUGCCUGGCUGACAGCGCGGGGCAGUUUGCGGCCCAAUUGGCAUCUCAGGGCUGGGGUGUGAUCGAUGGAUUUCUGCCGGGGCCAGAAGCUGACGAGCUCAGGCAGUUUGUCCUGGCAGAGCGGGCAGCUGGAAAGCUGCAAACGGGCAGAAAUGCGCAUGAGGGCCCGCGAAAAGCAGACAACGCAGAGGGCAAGUCGCCCAUGAAGAACGACGAGUACAACUUCCUGGAGGGAGACCCUCCCGCAGUUCUCCGAGGGUUAACUCGACGCUGCAACCAGCUGCUGGCCAAACUGCUGGUGGCUGAUCAGCUGCCGCUGCAUGGGAAGAACCUGCUCCAGGGACACCCCAUGCUGGCAAUAUAUCCUGGCACCGGCGCAGCCUAUGGCCGGCAUCUGGACUCAACUGUUGGCGGCCGUGGUGCGAAUGGCCGCGUGUUGACCCUAGUGCUCUACCUCAACCCCUUUUGGAAAGCUUCCCAUGGUGGCUGCCUGAAGUUGUUGCAAGAGCUGGCCGACAAAGAUGGCAUUGAGUUGGAACCACUGCAUGGUCGGCUGGUUGGGUUUCUCUGUCAGGACCAGAAUCCUCAUGAGGUUUUGCCAUGUUGGGCAGACCGAGUGGCAGUGACCGUGUGGUAUUACGAUGGUGAUCGUUUGACAGAACGUUGUUUGGGUGACGAGGGCAGUCUGGUUGGCGUGUUUGAAGGUGGCUGAUCAUGGCUUCGCUUACUUAGCGGAAGAAGUUUCGUGUUGCGGUAGGCAAAGCCCUUCCCUGCAAGUGCGCUGCCAGGCCAUGUGUUCCGGCUUGGGCACGCAUUCAGCAGUUUCUACCCUUGAACGUCUUGCUGCAAGACAUAAGGGAGGCA